AUGUCUGCCCCGUCUCUCGCCCCCUACAUCAUGAAGCGCCCGUGGCUGCAGCGCUGGAUGAAGCCGCUCGCCAACUGGUACUGCAACGCCGCCGGCUACAGGCAGCUCGGUCUGAGGGCCGAUGACUUGCUCCCCGAGGAGAACGACGUAGUUCAGACCGCCCUGAAGCGUCUCCGACCACAGGAAGCCUACGACCGUGUCUUCCGUCUGCGCCGAGCUUUCCAGCUCUCCAUGUCCCACCAGCUUCUGCCCAAGGAGGAGUGGACUAAGCCCGAGGAUGACACACCAUACCUCGCCGAGCUCAUCACAGAGAUCGAGUCCGAGAUGGCCGAGCGCGAGGACCUCGAGGCCAUGGUCAUCCAGAAGAGGCAGAAGAACGCCGCCCAGGCCACCGGACACUAG
This is a messenger RNA of Alternaria ethzedia, 402 nucleotides long. RefSeq lists its product as uncharacterized. Bases 1 to 402 code for a protein of 133 amino acids. The transcript is spliced from 4 exons. The record is from RefSeq and is a predicted model, not a curated record. NCBI's taxonomy places the organism in Eukaryota, Fungi, Ascomycota, Dothideomycetes, Pleosporales, Pleosporaceae. Gene Ontology annotation, biological process: mitochondrial electron transport, ubiquinol to cytochrome c.